This is a messenger RNA of Theileria parva strain Muguga, 3513 nucleotides long. It is a transcript of the gene SEC24A, whose product is annotated as Sec23/Sec24 beta-sandwich domain protein. Gene Ontology annotation, biological process: COPII-coated vesicle cargo loading; endoplasmic reticulum to Golgi vesicle-mediated transport; intracellular protein transport. The record is from RefSeq and is a predicted model, not a curated record. The transcript has 2 exons. Gene Ontology annotation, molecular function: zinc ion binding; SNARE binding. Bases 339 to 3497 code for a protein of 1052 amino acids. Gene Ontology annotation, cellular component: COPII vesicle coat; endoplasmic reticulum exit site. Lineage: Eukaryota; Apicomplexa; Aconoidasida; Piroplasmida; Theileriidae.
UUUAUACUACACCUUUUUGUUUAUUAUGUAUUUUAAAAUAUUUUGUGAUAACUUAUGUUAUAAAUAUUUCUAUAUGAUGUAAAAUAUUUUUACCUUUUCUGGAUUUUUUAUUUUUAACUAUUUUAAACCAUUAAUAUUAUUUUUAAUAAUUAUAGAAAAUUUUUCUACCAAAUUUUAUUAAAUUAACACUCAUUUUAUCAUGGUUUUAAACUGAAUUUGUUGAAAUUUAACAUAAUGAUUUUAAAAUUAUUUUAAAUGUUGGUUAUUUAAAAAAUGUUUAAUGCUAGUUUGGAUUUAUUUUUCUAAUUAAAGCAGUUUAAUUAUACUUCAAGCCUAAUAUGGACUCAAACCAGCCAGUACAAAGGCCAAAUGUGUUUUUACCAAGGCGUAGUAAUCAACCAUCGCAAAAUGAAGUCAAUCAGGGAAAUACAUCUGACGCCCCUACAAUAGAUACUCAUCACUUUUCAAGAGCCACUACUCUAAAUCCACCCACUACUAACUCUAAUAUUCCCAACGUUCAAUCCCGCGGUCAUCCUUCACCUCCGCCAAGGUUGUCACAGGUUACUCACAACCCUCCUAUACCUACUAGGAACAAGUUAAUUAGUACACCGCCCCCAACAUUUCAACAGAAUGUUGCUGAAACCACUGCUAAUAUACAAACUAAUUCUGUAACUAGUAGUCAUUUGCAGACUAAUUUUGUACCUAGCGAUGAUCUGCAGGGUAAAUCUGUAACAUCAGCUAGUAUGCGACCGCCUGAAGAAUUUGGUAAAGACCUGAGUUUGGAAUCGUUGACAUCGGACACGAGUUCGUCGAUUUUAGGGGACAUUUUGGGUAAAAACUACGUUGACUCUGAACUGGAGCGUCACGUGUUCACUUAUGCCCCCUUUAUGCCGACUCGUAUUACCCAGAGCAGUGUUCCACGCCCUCAACCGCUGUCAUACAACCGCGAGUCUGAGAUACUUUACGAGACUGAUAAGAACUAUGGCCUAAUUCCAACCUUCGGAAACCACAGGAUACUGGACACAGGCUCGGCAAGUCCUAUUUAUGUGACGCCCACCUUCACUCAGCUCCCAGUUUUCGGGAGCACUUUGUCUGACUUGAGGCUUCCAUUUGGAGUUUUGGUGCAACCAUUUGCUCAGAAUCAGGACCAGAAAGUUCCUGAACUGGACUUUCUGGCAUUUAUGGAAAAACGCUCAAACGUCAAGAGGGACCUGAUAAGGUGUAGAAACUGCCUGGCCUACUACAAUUCAUAUAUGCACACUAGGUCAAGAACUAAGACUAGAGUUUGUAACCUGUGCUACACAGCAUUCGAGAUAACAGACGAACAGCUGGAGGCUCUCUACAGGAUAAACUCUCAGUACAGAGAGGAAUCACCUCUUAAAAAAGGUAGCUUAGACUUUGUGGCACCAUCUCAUUACUAUAAUAAGGAGCCUGACCCUGGGGGUAUAUCAAACCUUAUUAAUAGGGCUACUAACAUUGGAGUAUUCAAAACCCAACAACCGAGGCAGGAAUCGUUCAUUUACGACACAUAUUCAGUUUCACCAAUACCAAUAGAAGGCGCUUCUGAACUCGAUUCUUACACCUCUAGUCUAUAUCAACAGCCUUACAACUCUGAUGAAAAUGAAUCACCAAGUUUUAAAGUAUCCGAUGGUCCGGAUGAGGCAACUUCUUCACAAAAUGACCAGAAAACUGAAAAUAAAUUUCCAACAUACGCUUUCUUAAUUGAGUCUACAUCACAAGCCAAUAAACUAAAUUUGAGAGAAUCUGUGAUAAGAUCAGUGAUGAAUGGGUUAGAUUUGAUAACAGAUGAAGAGUUUGAUUUGUGUAUUUUCGUAUUCGACAGCGCGUUUUACAUGUUCCCCAUGGGAUCCGGGUCCGAAUUUUCAGUUAACGUGGUGGCUGAGGUGGAAGAGAAUUUUAAGCCAUGCACAAUAUCCGACGUAUGUGUAAGAGUGACUAAGGAUACAAGAGAUUGGGUCAAGGAGUAUUUGGAGAAGAUUUUAGGCAUUCAAACGCUCAGAAUAGCACCAAACUCGUGCGCAAACUUUGCACUGAACUGCGUGCUAAGAGCAAUGAGCAGCGAUAACUGUUACGGAACAUUGUCGAUUUACUACGUUACGCAGCCAGAUAUUGGACUUGGAACUGAUCCACAGACUUUUCCAAAGUCGAAUUUCACACUCACCGAUUUACAAAGAUAUUUCUAUGACUCGCUUCUACGGAUGUGUUACUCAGCCGGGAUUUGCGUUGACGUGUAUCUGUGUCCACCGGAGACCAGGAUCCCCGGCGACAUAGCACUACAGUACAUAUCACAGCAGACUGGAGGAAACUGCGCAUAUAUGCCCAGGUUCUCACACAUCUUUGACUACCCUAAGAUUUACGCAGAUGUUGUGAGGCUGUUCACAGUCCCAGCAGCCUACAAAUGCGAGUUUAAGCUUAGGUGCUCGAAGCAUAUUAAGGUCACCGAGCUUUUGUGUGGGUUCAACAACUCGAGGGCAGUUUCUAACCUCUCGACUAUGGUAGUUCCAAGGAUUGGACCUGACUUGUCAAUAGGCUUUAUGCUCUCACUAAACCACAUGGUAGACAACAAGACAAGUCUAUACAUCCAGUGCGCCUGCUUGUACACUAACACUAAAGGGGUACAUAUGGUAAGAGUACACACACACUGCAUAAGAGUUAUUGCAAGCAUAAAUGAGAUUUUUAAGAAUGCAAACCCAGAAGCUAUCAUGAACUUGAUGUCAAGAAAGCUUGCUCACGGAUACAUAAAAUCAGGCAAAUAUAAUAGAGAUGAACACAUAAGGACUCUGGUUGAGUCUCUGACCUCAUAUAGGCAGAUUUGUGCACCAUCGACACCUAAAAACCAGCUCAUUCUGCCAGACAACCUCAAGUUCAUACCAGCAUAUCUUAACUCGUUCUUGAAGUAUGAUGUAAAGGUAGAAUUUGGAGUGGAGUUCGCAUUUGAGUUUGUGAUGAAGUUGUUGAGGAUACUUAGCGCCUCUCCACAAAUGACAUUUUUCAUGUACACGAGGACAUAUUGUUUGCAUAGGAGCAUUAAUGAGAAGGGUGAUGCAGUGCCAGAGCAAGGCUUUAAGUUCACAUUAUCUGGAGUCCCAAGCUCAGGUUCGUUCAUUUACAGUGACGGCAUUUACCUGAUGGACGAUGGUUACAGGCUUUUACUCUUUGUCGGACCUCAUGUUAAGCAGAUACUGUUGAAGGAAUUGUUCGGGCCAGAUUACCAGUUCCCUCAUGGAAAUGUAAACUCAACUGAACUAAUAGAUACGAAUACGUCAGCAAACCUAUUGGGGCUUGUGGAACACGUAAGAUCACAGCACAAGGGGUGCCCUUACGCCCCGCUUAAAAUCAUCCCAUAUACCUCAAAAAACAGCAAGAUAAUAAAAACAUUACUGCUCGAGGAUGAACUCGGGGAAGAACCAAACUAUAUCACCUUUCUGGUAUCCUUACAUAAAUCCAUCCUAGAUUCUGUGGACAGACUCUAUUAAUUUAUUACAAUUGCUA